Aspergillus alliaceus is the source of this 987-nucleotide messenger RNA. RefSeq lists its product as uncharacterized. The transcript is spliced from 3 exons. The record is from RefSeq and is a predicted model, not a curated record. The coding region runs from base 1 to 987 and encodes 328 amino acids. Lineage: Eukaryota; Fungi; Ascomycota; Eurotiomycetes; Eurotiales; Aspergillaceae.
AUGGGCAGGUUCACGGACACGUGGAAGCCCGCGGUCAAUGUCUUGACCUGGUUUCUGAUGGUAACAGCUAUUCUUGGCGUCUUUGCUCGUCUAGGAACAAAGUAUUGGAUCUUUCGGCGGUGGACGACCGAUGAUUAUCUAAGUAUUGUCUCGAUGUCACAGUAUGCUGCCACCAUCCUCUUUAUCAUCUGUAUGUGCUUUUCGAAGUUAGCCCUCGUCCAGUUUGUCCGGAGUGUCACCCCAGCUGCCUCCGACCGCCACAUCGCUGCUUGGCUGGAGAUCUUUAUUAUACUGUGGGGGACGACCGGUGUCCUCACGUUUGCCUUUCAAUGCAACCCUCCACGGACAUGGGAUUAUCUCAAUGGGCAAUGCUUCAACAUUGAGGCCUGGUGGUAUUAUUUGGGAGUGACGAAUAUUUUCACCGACGGUGCUAUUGUAGCUUACGCCAUCCUGAUAAUUACGCGCAUCCAGGCGCGGUGGAAGAAGAAGGCCACCUUGGCUACAGUAUUUGGGCUUCGCAUAUUCGUGAUUGGGGCCAUCAUAGCCCAGCUGGUAUACAGCAAGAAAACUAUCAAUUCAUCCGAUCCGACCUCUGACACUUGGCCUCUCGCAAUAUGUACGCAGCUCACCCAGUGCUUGAGCGUCAUUACUGCCUGCUCACCCCAAUUCAAACCAUUCAUGGAUAGCCUGCGCUCUAUGGGCUUGCGUGUAGACGGGAUUACUCGCUACGACACCUCUCGUGGAGAAUAUCAUCAUUCUUCCUCGCAUUUCCCGUCCCAAAUACGCAACCAGAACCAACCUGUAGCCGAGGGGCAUGAGUUGACUCCUAUCAUUCCUACCAAGAACGACCACCGUACAACGACGACGAUUACAGCCAAGCCGGAUUCAGAUGCAGAGAGCGACUCUAGUCAGGCCCACAUAAUCCGCGAAGUUCGCACAUGGGCUGUGACCGCAUCUCCACGUAACUCAUCAAAGGAAUCCUGGUAA